Molecule: messenger RNA, 1858 nt
Organism: Pseudogymnoascus destructans
Lineage: Eukaryota; Fungi; Ascomycota; Leotiomycetes; Thelebolales; Thelebolaceae
Exons: 1
Coding region: 466-1692 (408 amino acids)
Source: RefSeq, a predicted model, not a curated record
CGAUUAAACAUUCUUGUUUGCACUUCAUUUUACAGGCUAGACCUACAUCUCUUCAACGAAUUCGAUAUUCGGAGAUCUAUCAUUCCUUAUUUCCUGCCUGUGGCAUUUGCAAACCGUUACAAUCCUUGAUAUCCAACUCACAUUCCCUCAAUCGCCAAGUCUAAAAGACUCGAUCUUGCUUAAGCAAACGUAUACAGUAUGUAAUACCCUUCUAAUAUUAUUCUGUUGCUGUUUUGGGAGUUAUCAAAAUCCACUCCAGUAUUGCCUCUAGCGAGACAAUAGACUUGUGUGGUGUUCUGGCCCUUUCCUUCAAUAGCCGUAUUGUUCCUAUUGUCGACCUCGAAUAUUCCACCCGAUACUUGGGGGCUAACAUUAUUCGUUAGCAUCAUUCACUUGGCAAUAUAAAAGCCUAGAAAUCUUGUCUCUGUAUCUCGUCCGGCACGAACUACCAACACAACUAUCAACAUGCAUUUCACAUCUUCUAUCGUUGCCACUCUUGGCAUGGCCUCGUACGCGAGCGCCCACAUUAUGAUGACCACCCCGAAGCCUUUCGGAAAGUCUACUCUCAACAACAGCCCUCUUCUCGCUGAUGGAAGCGACUUCCCUUGCAAGCAGCGCGGUGGCGUCUACGACCCAGAGGGUGCCAGCAAUCCCAUGGCCCUCGGCUCCACGCAGCCCUUGAACUUCGUUGGCAGCGCCGUCCACGGUGGUGGGUCAUGCCAGAUCUCCAUCACAUACGACGAGAAGCCAACAAAGGAUAGCGUCUGGAAGGUCAUCCACUCGAUCGAGGGAGGCUGCCCAGCGCGUGGCGUCGACGGCAACCUCGGCGGUGGCCCUGACACCCCGGUCCCGGAUGAUUACAGCUUCACCAUCCCCAACAGCCUUCCAACUGGCAAUGCCGUUCUUGCUUGGACUUGGUUCAACAAGGUCGGCAACCGCGAGAUGUACAUGAACUGUGCUCCAAUCGACAUCACCGGAGGCAACUCGAAGUCAAAGCGCGACACUGCCGCCUACGACGCUCUCCCAGAUAUGUUCACCGCAAACAUUGACAAUGGCUGCAGCACUGCGGAGACAGUGGAUCUUCAAUUCCCCAACGCCGGGGAGUCCGUUCAGAAGCUCGGAUCAGGUGAGCUUGGCGGACCACUGGGAAGUUGCAAGGCUUCAACUGGCGGAUCUGGUGGUGGCAGUUCAUCCGAUGCCCCAAAGCCGACACAGUCUGCUGUUGCCACCCCCACCGGUAUUCAGGGUGGCGUUUUCGUCACCGUCGCACCUAACGCAAGUGCAACUGUCGCCCCUGUCGCGACCUCUGCCCCAGUUGCCUCUGUCGCUCCUGUCGCAUCCGCCGCGCCCGCUGUUCCCACGAACGUCACCUCCAGCCCAUACGCACCCGCCGCUGUCGUACCUGAUGCAGGCUCUUCAACAAACAACGGUUCCGACACCACCACUGGCAGCUUGGAGACCGCCGCUGGCACACCUUGCCCAGGCCAGGAGGGCUCAUGGAACUGUAUCAGUGGAACCUCCUUCCAACGCUGCGCUUCUGGCCACUGGUCUGUCGUUCAGUCCGUCGCCGCUGGAACCACUUGCAAGACUGGCAUGUCUCAAAACAUGAAGAUCGUCAACGCCGCCAAGCCAAGACGCGCAAUCCGCUUCUCCAAUGAGCACGUCCGCCGUCACCUGGCUUACUCUUCGUAAGGAGCACAAUAUAUCGCAGGUCGAUGUAAUUGUGUAUUUUUAAGGUUUGGGGACAUGGGUCAGGCGUCAUGGAUUCACAAAUUCUUGUACAUAGUUUUGUGUUGUGUCAGAAUAUAGGGGGCAGAGCAAGGAACAUGUCUAGGAAUUAAAAGAUAUUAACUUCCAA